Messenger RNA from Diaporthe citri, 2178 nucleotides. RefSeq lists its product as uncharacterized. The coding region runs from base 1 to 2178 and encodes 725 amino acids. The transcript has 8 exons. The record is from RefSeq and is a predicted model, not a curated record. NCBI's taxonomy places the organism in Eukaryota, Fungi, Ascomycota, Sordariomycetes, Diaporthales, Diaporthaceae. Gene Ontology annotation, molecular function: prenyltransferase activity. Gene Ontology annotation, biological process: isoprenoid biosynthetic process.
AUGGCAGGCUCGGAUCCCUCGAAACCGGGCACAACGCCCUUUAUCCGCCACUCCAUUGCCCUCCCACGGUCUGCCUACGAGGGAAAUGAGUACUUUUGUCGGUUUGAACCGCGCAUCCAUCGCGACGCCCAUCUAGCUGAUGCGGGCUCAUGGCAAUGCCAGGUGGACUUCCUCGGUUCCAGCGCAGCUGCACGUGCUGAUUCAGCGCGCAACAAGAACCACACGAGUUACGCCGUGGGCUGCAUCAACCCAGUCGUUGGUAACUUCACCGCCUUGUGUGCUUGUGAGGCCAUACCCAGUCGCCUUGCGCUCACAACGUACAUGGUUGAGUAUGCUUACAUUCACGACGAUGUCAUCGAGUACGCUGAGAACAAGAAGGAAUCUCAGCUCGUGGAAGCGAACAAGGAGCUCAUCGAAGGUCUUAGCUUGGGCGAAGAAGCUGGCGCUGGCACCAAGGACCACGUGAGAAGACGACAGUUGCAGGCUAAGAUGGCUGUGGAACUUAUGGACGUGGACAAGAACCAAGCGAAAGAAUGUCUUCGUUUGUGGAAGGAAAUGUCGGAGAUCUUCGUCGAGAUUCGAGAUAUGAAAUUUACCAGGUUGGACGACUACCUGAGUUUCCGCGUGGUUGAUGCCGGAUGCCCAUGGACUAUGAGUCUUCUGUGUUUCUCCAUGGACUUCACCUUAAAUGAGGACGAAGUGGAGAAAACCUCGGCUAUCACUUCAUCAGCGUACGGUGCUUGGGUCCUGGUCAAUGACUACUUUUCGUGGGAGAAGGAAUGGCAAAACCAUCAAGCCAAUGGUGGUGUUGGCAUUAUAGCCAAUGCUAUCUUUCUGUUCAUGAGAUGGUACUCUGUCGACGCCACGGAAGGAAAAGGAUUGCUACGCAAGGAGAUUUUGGCUCGUGAGGAGAAGUAUUGCAAGGAGAAAGAAAAAUUCCUCGCCAGCGGUCAUGCCACAGACAAGACAAGCCAGUGGUUGAAACUGCUUGACCAUGUUACCGCAGGCAAUUUCGCCUGGAGUAUGACAACUGCCCGUUACAGACUUGGCGGUGAAGAUGCCUAUCCAGCUCUACGAGCCGCACAUGGGGAAAGUCCUGAAUCCGGGAUUGUAGACAGCCUCAGCCAACCAAUCUCGCUGAACGCGGCUAACAUGGCGAAGGAAAUGGACCUCGUCUUGAAAGAGCGCAAGUACAUGGAUAUGACUACAUCCGAAGACAACGCGGUGGACUCUCCCCCAAUAUUGGUCGACACUCAGUUGAUUCAAUCGAACACAGAAGCAGAGCUUAUAGUCCUACAACCCCAGCAUUAUCUAGAGUCCAUGCCAUCGAAAGGGGUGAGGAACUCUGUGAUAGAUGGUCUCGAGAUGUGGUACCAGGUUCCCGAGAGGUCACUCGCUAUCAUUCGCGAGAUUGUGAAUCUGCUUCACAGCUCCUCCCUGAUGUUGGACGAUAUCGAAGACAACUCGCCGUUAAGGAGAGGGCUCCCUGCGACGCACACUGUCUUUGGGAUCAAUCAGACCAUCAACUCGGCCAACCUGCUCGUGUUCAAAGCGCUAAGGGCUGCUGAGUCACUCUCUCCUACUGCGGUACACAUCUUCACAGAAAGGAUCAUCGAAGGUCAUAUUGGCCAAGGAAUGGAUCUAUACUGGACUUAUCACACGCAAAUACCCACCGAGGAAGAGUACUUUGUGAUGGUGGACGGAAAAACCGGGGCCCUUUUCAUGCUCUUGGCCGAGUUGAUGCGUUCAGAGGCUUCAAAGCAUAAAGACCUCGACACCAGCCUUCUCAUGAAGCUGUUCGGUCGUUUCUUUCAGGCCCGAGACGACUACCAGAAUCUCGAGUCAGCUCUGUACACCGAGAAGAAAGGGUUUGCUGAAGACAUCAGCGAGGGAAAGCUUUCCCUGCCCCUCAUCCACGCACUUCGUUCAAAGACACAGCACCGUGGCCGCUUGAUGAGCAUUCUUCAGCGGCGGAAAGCAGGCGUUGAACUUUCAGUUGAUAUACGUCAGCUCGCCUUGAACGAUAUCAGAGCCACCGGUGGACUGGAGUACGCCAAGAAUACGGCCAAGGAUUUGCAGGAAGCUGUUAGUGAGACGUUGUCCCAGUACGAAGACAGGGUAGGAGCGAAGAAUUGGAUCUUGAGGCUGGUACAGAAGAGGUUGGAGAUUGAGGCGUGA